Molecule: messenger RNA, 758 nt
Organism: Brassica napus (rape)
Lineage: Eukaryota; Viridiplantae; Streptophyta; Magnoliopsida; Brassicales; Brassicaceae
Product: TSET complex member tstD-like
Exons: 4
Coding region: 16-594 (192 amino acids)
Biological process (GO): intracellular protein transport; retrograde vesicle-mediated transport, Golgi to endoplasmic reticulum; intra-Golgi vesicle-mediated transport
Cellular component (GO): COPI vesicle coat
Source: RefSeq, a predicted model, not a curated record
AAAAUAUUCGAAAUAAUGAAAUUACGAAAAGGCCCCUUGUCGAUUUUUCAAGCAGAAGAAGCGAGACAGAGAGACGACGACGACGAAGAAGAAAGCAUAAUAAAAAAGGAAUCUCGGAGAAGGAAGGAAGGAAGGAAGGAAGGAAGGAUCAUGAUCCUUGCGGUGUUGUUCGCUAAUUCCGUAGGAAACGUCUUGAUCGAAAGGUUCAAUGGAGUGCCAGCUGAGGAACGCCUGACGUGGCGAUCUUUCUUGGUUAAGUUGGGAGCUGAGAAUCUCAAGGGCGUUAAAAACGAGGAGCUCCUCGUCGCUUGCCACAAGUCGGUUUAUAUAGUGUACACAAUGCUAGGGGAUGUUAGCAUCUUCCUUGUUGGCAAAGACGAGUACGAUGAACUUGCUUUGGCGGAAGCUAUCUUUAUCAUAACAGGGGCGGUGAAGGACAUAUGCGGGAAACCUCCAACGGAGCGAGUGUUUUUGGAUAAAUAUGGAAGGAUUUGUUUGUGUCUUGAUGAAAUCGUUUGGAACGGUCUUCUUGAGAACACCGACAAAGACAGGAUCAAGCGACUCAUUCGAUUGAAACCUCCUUCUGAGUUUUGAUCUCUGCUCCAAAGUCCAACCCAUCAUACAUUCUGCUUCUAGUCAUUUUGUUGAAUCACUUAUCCUGUAUCAAAUAUUUUACUGUUCAUUUGUUUUGAUCAGACGUGGAGCAAUGUGGUGUAGUGAUGAUGGUUAUUGAAUCUUAGCUUGAAGAUUCCGCCUAA